UUACAUUUUGGUUAUCAACAAAUACGAGUUGUAUAUUAUUUUGAUUAUUAGUAGAUAUAAAACAUAAAAAUUAAAAAAUAAGUACUUAAGAUGCGACAAGAUUUGAAACUAUGCAGGCUUUGCGCGGGAUGCUGUGAAAACAAAACCACGACUUCGCUCUUUGACAGAAGUAGAAAAUCAGCACUUCGAAGGAUAUUCCAACUAACUAAUAUCCAGUUAAAAAAUCUCAGCAAUUUACCGUCCGCAAUGUGUUCGGAUUGCGAAAAAGAAUUGGAACGGGCUUACGAAUUUCGUAAUCGUUGCAUUUCAGCGCAAACGUAUUUUUCCAGUUCAGAAUACAUGUGUCAUUUCGAUCAGAAACGUAGACAGAAACAAAUUUCCAGUGAUAACUCCAUCAAGGAAUCUACUUCAGUAAAGGUUGAAUUUUUGUCAUAUGCUAAGGAAAAUGAAAACAGGCAGAGACAAAUUGCUAGCGCCAUGGAAAAGGAAUCUACUUCAGUGAAGGAUGAAUUUUUGUCAUAUAGUAAGGGAAUUGAAACAGCAGAUUUGGACUUCAAUACCCGUUCGGGUUAUAUUUUACAAGUUGCAGUAGAAAGUGAAUGUGAUUUCGAUGCACUUAAUGAAGGUGAAGUGGAGCACGAUGAUUCCCAAGUAGAGUUGGAAAAUCAGUCCUUGAAAAAUUCCGACUACGAACUCUUGCCAUCGAAUAAAACAAGAGCAGCAAUGGAAGAAAAUGAGGAAAAAGAUGGAGAUCCUGAAGAAAUUAUCUCUCAGCCAGUUAAGGCAAACAACAAUGGGGAAGAUCCAGAGAGCGAUGAUAAUCAGAAGACGAAAGCUAAAGAAGAAAAGCAGAAUAAACCACGAACAUAUAUAUGUGAUCAAUGUGGUAAUAAUUUUAAGUAUCGUAGCCAUUUUUAUUCACAUAUCAAACGACAUGCUGGAGUAAAGCCUCUACAAUGCGAAGUUUGUCCGAAUAAAUUUUUUACCGAGGGCGAACUUAAACGACAUAUGCGCCGACACACCGGUGAACGUCCAUUCCCUUGUCAGUAUUGCGAGCGUCGUUUCACGGACUAUAGUACAAGAAUUAAGCAUGAGCGUACACAUACAAACGAACGUCCAUUUGGGUGCCCACAAUGUGGUAAAGCGUUCACAACAUCAUAUGUUUUAAAGAACCACAUGCUUGUGCAUACUGGAGAACGCUCCUUCAAAUGUACGCUUUGCAAUAAAUCUUUCCAACGGCAAACGCACCUUAUCGUACAUACACGUUCUCUGAUCCACAAACAAAACGUUGAACGCCAACAACAAACAAAUCAAAAAGUCAAAUGUUUUUCACUAACAAAACCGUCUUUGAACACUUAAAAACGAAGUGAAUUCACUCAUUUAGUUCGAAAAGUUCUGAACGGAGUGUAGACAAAUGCUGGUGCGUGAGAAAAUAUAAUUUAAGG
Bactrocera tryoni is the source of this 1445-nucleotide messenger RNA. RefSeq names its product transcription factor Ouib-like. Gene Ontology annotation, biological process: regulation of transcription by RNA polymerase II. The transcript has 5 exons. NCBI's taxonomy places the organism in Eukaryota, Metazoa, Arthropoda, Insecta, Diptera, Tephritidae. The record is from RefSeq and is a predicted model, not a curated record. Gene Ontology annotation, molecular function: zinc ion binding; RNA polymerase II cis-regulatory region sequence-specific DNA binding; DNA-binding transcription factor activity. Bases 91 to 1359 code for a protein of 422 amino acids. Gene Ontology annotation, cellular component: nucleus.